Molecule: messenger RNA, 3681 nt
Organism: Erinaceus europaeus (western European hedgehog)
Lineage: Eukaryota; Metazoa; Chordata; Mammalia; Eulipotyphla; Erinaceidae
Gene: RAP1GDS1
Product: Rap1 GTPase-GDP dissociation stimulator 1
Exons: 15
Coding region: 164-1990 (608 amino acids)
Biological process (GO): positive regulation of GTPase activity
Cellular component (GO): cytosol
Molecular function (GO): guanyl-nucleotide exchange factor activity; protein binding
Source: RefSeq, a predicted model, not a curated record
GCCGCAGCCGCAGCCGCUACCUUCGGUCCUCAGGCGGCCUCCGCCCGUGUCCCUGCUCUGCUGCGGACGAGGCGGAGGUCUGAGGGCCACAAGCGGAGGUGGCAGAGAGCAGGCGUCAGCAGUUCCGCACACCCACCCAGCGCCGGCCUGCGGCUUGAGGACCAUGGCAGAUAAUCUGAGUGAGACUUUGAAGAAACUGAAGAUAACAACUUUUGACCAAACUGAGGAUAGUUUAGAAGGAUGUUUGGAUUGUCUUCUUCAAGCUCUGGCUCAAAAUAAUAUGGAAACAAGUGAAAAAAUCCAAGGAGGUGGAAUACUUCAACUAUUUGCAAGUCUGUUGAUCCCACAAUCUACUUGCACAGCCCGAGUAGCUAACGUCAUAGCAGAAGUAGCCAAAAAUGAAUUUAUGCGAACUCCAUGUGUUGAUGCUGGAUUAAUUUCACCUCUGGUGCAUCUGCUAAGUAGCAAAGAUCAGGAAGUGCUGCUUCAAACUGGCAGGGCCCUUGGAAACAUAUGCUAUGAUAGCCAUGAGGGCAGAAGUGCAGUUGACCAAGCAGGUGGUGCACAGAUUGUAGUUGACCAUUUAAAGUCCUUGUGCAGUGUAGCAGACCCCGCCAAUGAGAAGCUCUUGACUGUCUUUUGUGGCAUGCUGAUGAACUAUAGCAAUGAGAAUGAUUCCCUUCAAGCUCAGCUUAUUAAUAUGGGUGUUAUUCCUACCUUAGUGAAAUUACUGGGUAUCCACUAUCAAAAUACAGCUCUUACUGAAAUGUGUCUUGUUGCCUUUGGCAAUUUAGCAGAACUUGAGUCAAGUAAAGAACAGUUUGCCAGUACAAAUAUUGCUGAAGAACUGGUAAAGCUAUUCAAGAAACAAAUGGAACAUGACAAGAGGGAAAUGAUUUUUGAAGUUCUUGCUCCAUUAGCAGAAAAUGAUUCUAUUAAACUCCAGCUGGUUGAAGCGGGCUUGGUAGAGUGUCUACUAGAGAUUGUCCAACAGAAAAUGGAAAGUGAAAAGGAGGAUGAUAUUGCUGAGCUCAAAACUGCUUCAGAUCUAAUGGUUCUGUUACUUCUUGGAGAUGAAUCCAUGCAGAAAUUAUUUGAAGGAGGGAAAGGUAACGUGUUUCAAAGGGUACUAUCCUGGAUUCCAUCAAAUAACCAACAGCUGCAACUUGCUGGAGCUUUGGCAAUUGCAAAUUUUGCCAGAAAUGAUGGGAAUUGUAUCCAUAUGGUAGACCAUGGAAUUGUUGAAAAGCUUAUGAGUUUGUUGGACAGACAUGUAGAAGAUGGAAAUGUGACAGUGCAGCAUGCAGCACUGAGUGCCCUCAGGAACUUGGCCAUUCCAGUUGUAAAUAAAGCAAAGAUGUUAUCAGCUGGAGUCACAGGAACAGUUUUGAAAUUUCUUAAAUCUGAAAUGCCACCAGUUCAGUUCAAACUUCUGGGAACACUGAGAAUGCUAAUAGAUGCACAAGCAGAAGCUGCGCAGCAACUGGGACAGAAUGUAAAGUUGGUGGAGCGUUUGGUAGAGUGGUGUGAUGCCAAAGAUCAUGCUGGUGUGAUGGGGGAGUCCAACAGGCUGCUCUCGGCCCUUAUACGACACAGUAAAUCAAAAGAUGUAAUUAAAACCAUUGUACAAAGUGGUGGUAUCAAGCACCUAGUUACCAUGGCAACUAGUGAACAUGUAAUAAUGCAGAAUGAAGCCCUUGUUGCUCUAGCACUAAUCACAGCUUUAGAAUUGGGUACUGCUGAGAAAGAUCUAGAAAGUGCUAAACUUGUACAGAUUUUACAUAGACUGCUCGCAGAUGAGAGAAGUGCUCCUGAAAUCAAAUAUAAUUCCAUGGUCCUGAUAUGUGCUGUUAUGGGUUCUGAAUCCCUAUACAAGGAAAUACAGGAUUUGGCUUUCAUAGAUGUUGUUUCCAAACUCCGAAGUCAUGAGAACAAAAGUGUAGCACAGCAGGCAUCUCUCACAGAGCAGAGACUCACUGUGGAGAGCUGAGACCUGCGCUCCUGAUCCACAUCAUCCCAUCUCUGAUCUCCUUUUGCCUCCACCCAGCUGUCUCUUCUGCUUUCUUCUCUGCCGUCCACCUGCUCAUGCAUGUGAUACUCCAGUACCAAGAACUGGUGUACCUCCCCACUAAGGUUUCUAAACCCAUAGUUAAUGUGAACAUGAGUUUGUCAGAAACAGGUUUCCAUCCCUAACUGUUCUCCUGUAUUCCUGAUGCCUAAGCUACAUUAAGUAGAAUGUGCAUGUUUUAGUCCUAUGAUGAUGUAAACUUGGCACUACAUAAUGACUUCAUUUCUUACAGUUGGUAAAUGGUAUAAUAAUGUGCUGGUAACUUAAAAACAAACAAGAAUGCAGCAGAAUCUGUCUAGAUUACUAAAUAUGGAAUUGAAUAGUUAAAAAUUGAAAAGCUCCAUUUUAUUUUACCAUUUUACUUUUUUAUUUCAUUUGCUGUUUUACACAGUGACACAAAUACUGUUUAUUUAUCUAGUCUUGCUAAUAUCAGACCCAUGGUCCUGAGGAUAAAGCAGAAUCACUGCAUUCUCUUUAUCCUGUAGUUUCUAUUUCCUGAUCACGCAGAUUCUUGAAACAUUCUCAAACCUGACAAGAAUUCUCAGGGUUUAUUUUAUUUUAUAUUUAUUUGGCUAUAUUCAGUAACUUGAUAUUGAAAAGUCUUAUAGUUUUUCAGCAUGAUAAAAGAGGUUUAAGAAUCUUUAUUAUAUUAGUACAUCUUGGGUUUUGCCUCAUUGAUUGGAUUGAUACACAUACAGUUCACCUCAGCAUUUCUUCCAUUAACAAUCAGCAUUGCCCAGUGUAUGACAUUUGUGUUCAUCUGGGGAAACUGAGUAUAACUCAUUAGAGAUGGACUUUGUUCUUGUUCAUUUAGCUUGAAAGUGACAAAUUUCAUCUGUCAUAGUUCUUUUAGAUUUUAUAUUUAUAGGAACUAACAGGACUUAGCAAAAAAAAAAAAAAAACGGGGGAGAAAAGAAGAUUAAGAAAUAAGUUUAUCUAAAGAAAGGAAAGUUACAAAAGCCAUAGUUUACUGUCCAGUUAAUUCUGCAAAUGGCCUCAUACCAAUAGCUGUUAGAGUUUCCUACCUCCACUUUCCAUCAAGAACUGCAGGGGAUAUUCAAGGCUAUGUGGAGAAGUGACUACACCAAGACUCAAGAUAUUACCCCUUGGGCAAAGUACAGUGCACUUUUCACUGCCACUGCCAUCUUCAAAUCAAUUUUUAGAACUUUAAAAACAACCUUUGUAAAUUAAUAAGAACAUCCCUCUGACACAACUACCUUCUCCCUUUGCCCAAGUUUGACAAAUGCUAGAUGGCCAAGUAAAAUGAGCUCUGAUAAAAGAGAGCAGCAGGACAGAACAGGCUGCCACAAGAGAAACUGUGUGACUCCACAGGGCUUCUGGGUUGGACUUAUGUCUUGGAAGUCACUAUGAUUCUAGAAAGUCAAACUUCCCUUGGAGGUAAAGAACAUUAGUGGUUCCCUGUGACAUCAAAGAAAGGUGCUAUUGUGGAGAGUGCUUGUAUUACACUCACUGUAAGAAUGCUCUUGUUUAGUGUCUCCUCCCAGACUGGAGAGUAGACUAUAUUUUAUUACAGUUUUGAAAGACAUCUGUAAUGUUGCUUAACAGGCUAUCCAUACUGAUAAUAAAUUAUAAAAUAGUAUAUUAAAUUGUAA